AUGAUUAUCCCCGUGCGCUGCUUCUCCUGUGGAAAGGUCGUCGGUGACCUGUGGGAGCGUUACCUGCAACUGCUGGAUGAAGGUGUACCUGAUGGUGAUGCCAUGGACCAACUUGGCUGCCGGCGAUACUGCUGCCGCAGAAUGAUUAUGACACACGUGGAUCUCAUCGAGAAGCUCCUUCGGUAUAACUCUGCUGAGAAGGAUCGGGCCAAAGCUCAAGUUUAA
Messenger RNA from Penicillium maclennaniae, 225 nucleotides. RefSeq names its product DNA-directed RNA polymerase core subunit RPB10. NCBI's taxonomy places the organism in Eukaryota, Fungi, Ascomycota, Eurotiomycetes, Eurotiales, Aspergillaceae. The coding region runs from base 1 to 225 and encodes 74 amino acids. Gene Ontology annotation, molecular function: DNA-directed RNA polymerase activity; zinc ion binding; DNA binding. The record is from RefSeq and is a predicted model, not a curated record. Gene Ontology annotation, cellular component: RNA polymerase I complex; RNA polymerase II, core complex; RNA polymerase III complex. Gene Ontology annotation, biological process: transcription by RNA polymerase II; transcription by RNA polymerase I; tRNA transcription by RNA polymerase III. The transcript is spliced from 4 exons.